Molecule: messenger RNA, 1825 nt
Organism: Rotaria sp. Silwood2
Lineage: Eukaryota; Metazoa; Rotifera; Eurotatoria; Philodinida; Philodinidae
Source: the annotation of a GenBank genome assembly
AUGAGUCCAUUUUUUACAAUAUAUGGUGGAAUAUUAUUAAUAUUACAAUAUAUAAGUAGCUUUAAAAUAAGUUUUGAUCAAUUUAAAUUUGCCUAUGAUCGUCGUACAAUGGAACAAAUUGGUAUAAAAAUAAAUGAUUAUUCUCCAGCAUUUAUUUCAUUAUUUGUUAAAAUUUCAUUUGAAUUUUGGCGAAGAACAGCAUAUACAUUUCAUUUAAUUAUUGUUAUCUAUUCAAUGAUUAUUUUAAUUGGAUUAUAUAUUUAUCAAUUUCAACGAGUUAAUAUAUUUUUAUCGUCAAAAAUUAGUAAAGAAUUACUUGCAUUCAUCGGACUUGAAAUUGUUGCAUCAGAAGUUUUGGCUAUUAAAUUAUUGACACCAAGUAUAUUUCUUUUUGUUAAUAUCAUGCAACUAUAUUAUUUUCAUUCUGACUGGAUGAAAUUAAUUACAAUGCCCAAGUAAUUGUCUUAAAUAACUUAAAGAAUUCAAAACAAUACCCGAUUAAACAAGCGGACUCAUAUAACAGAACUGAAACACUUUACUACUCAUAACGAACGUUUCCAAGGAGAUUAAUUACUUUUGUAUUUAAGACAAUGUGCACUGUGUAGACCUUAAUGAAUUAUGAAUGUCUGAAAAGAGUUCAUGUUAUUAGAUUAAUUGAAGUCAUUGUCGUUCUCAGACAGAUUCGAAAAACUGAUUGCUGAAAUUCGAAUUGCAAUUUCAUACAAAGAUAGACCUUAAAUGAAAUAGUUUGUUUUAAAAGUUUUACAUCUAUUCAUUGCUUCCAUGUUAAGAUACAACUAUAGUAAAAGUGCGUCUUUUAUAUCGUUCAUAAGACAUAUCUAUUUUUGUGCGAAAUUUCUGGUCUUUCUGUGAAACGAUGGCGUUGGUUUAAAAAAUGCAGUAACCAGACAAUAAUAAACUGAAAGCGUGAACUCAUUAAGAUCUACAUGAUGCACAUUGUCCCAACUGACUCAAUUAUCACGAUUAGUGUGUAAAUAUAUAAGAUAACUCGAAUCAAAGAAUUUGUAUACUUCUUUUGUUUAAUUUUUAAUUGAUUAUUUAACAGAAAAAAUGAAGUUCAUAUAUACUCUGGUCAAACAAUUCAUAGUUAGAUCAUUUAGUAAAAAUUAAUAUUGAAUAAGAAACUCAUACUUUCUGCUAAUUGUACAAUAUUAUAAUAGGACCUAUGUGAAAUCAGAAAUUGAUACGUGGCUUGUCGGUAGGUAACGCACUCACGUUUUGUCAAUUUUCAAUCCAUUUUUCUUGAUAACAACAAAGAGUAUGGCCUUAAAAUUUAGAGUACAUGUCUAUAUUAUAAAACACUUUAACAUUUGUGAGUUUCAUUCAAAUUGAUUAUGUGGUUCACCUUUUAUACUAAAAAUACAUGCCGGUAACGCACUCACAAAAAAGGCCCUCCGUCAUUUGGGUGACAUGGGAACUUGUAAAAUUUCUGCGAAUGCUUAAAUUGUAAAUACACUGAGUAAAGUGUAAUUUAUAGAGGACAGUUAGGGCUCUCUAUAUGAAAAAAUAGUUUCGAAGUCUGUUGUGUUUUUGAGAAGUUAUACUAUAAAUAUUGCGAUAACGCACUCAUAUUUCAUUUUCUGACCAUUUAUUCUUGUUGCCUUAUUACUUUCUUUCAUACUUGAUAGGGUAAGGAAAGCUCAAUUUUCUUUCAUUUUCGAAGUAUUACGAGUUUUCACGUUGAAAUACGAACAUGGCUCACUGCGUCUCCCAGAGCUUUAGAGUAGCAACUGUUAAAAAAGAACAUCCUUCAUAUAGUUCAUCAGAACCUUGUGAUAUAUCAUUCUCCUCCCGCCACACGUAG